AUGGUUGCAGAAGAAGUUAUUAUCAGUUUAUCAGGUGGAGCACCAUGGGGCUUUCGUCUUCAGGGAGGAGCUGAGCACCAGAAGCCUCUCCAGGUUGCAAAGGUGAGAAAGCGCAGUAAAGCCUGCCGGGCUGGGCUUCAAGAAGCUGAUGAGUUGGUUUCGAUCAAUGAUCAGCCAUGUGUAAUGUUAUCUCAUGCUCAGGCCAUGAACCUCAUCGACAGCUCCCCAGGACUACUUCAUAUUCGAGUCAAAAGAGUUCCUGUAGGUUUCCAGUCAGUCGUACUUGUAACACGAGCACCAUCUCCCCGCAUUGACAAAGAAUACAGAGCGGCCCUCCGUGCCAUGUCCCCAACCCAUCCCCAGCAUGCACCUGUUCGCGAGGUGCACCGGAGCCGCUCGUCUAUGACCAGCGGGCUGACAUCUCCACCUGGGAGUGAGGCGUACUAUGGUGAGACAGACAGUGAUGCAGAUGUGGCCGGCUAUGAAAGGCAACGACGCCAGAAACGUCGAAGUCCAAGCAACUCCACCUCUGCCAAACCAUCAGGCCGAGCAUCUCCUGAAGGCGGAGAGACUUCAGAGAUGAGCGGUUAUGACAGUGCUCCUGAUGCACGCAUCUACCAUCCUUUAUUAGAUGGACGAAAAGGCAAUGGAGUCGAAGGAAACAGCUUACCAGGAGUGGUGCGCAGAGAGAUGACCAAGGACCACGAGAUGGAGCACAAGAAGAUGAUAGUGGUUUUAUUGAGCAAUCAAAUGUACCAUUGGUAUCUCCAGAGAGAGCCAAAGAAGCCAUGA
Messenger RNA from Knipowitschia caucasica, 792 nucleotides. The record is from the annotation of a GenBank genome assembly. Lineage: Eukaryota; Metazoa; Chordata; Actinopteri; Gobiiformes; Gobiidae.